ACAAAAAUGUUUAAAUUUUAGCAAAUUCACUCAGUACACCGGUGAGUGAACAAAGUUUAUUUGUAACAUUGUAACAUUUGUUUUCUUGACGUUCGUCAAACAAGUUCGCGUUAAUUAUUUUUAAUUGCGUGUGCAAAAAUUAGAAGAUAACAUUGUAGCAAUAAUAUAAAAUUGUUUCCUUAAUAAAAGCGUUUAUAACAAUAUUCUGAUUAAGCACAUUACGGAAUAAUAUCUAUAAAAUGAGAACCAGUAACUCGUUACUGAUAGCUUCUUUAUAUCUACUGUCAACAUUUUUGAACAGUCACGCAAGUCCACACAUCACACAAUUAAAAAAACCAAGAAAAUUCAUUAUCGAUACGGAUGCAGGAGGUGAUGAUGCUAUAGCAAUUCUUUUAGCAUUAAAUUAUGAAGCAAUGCACAAGGACGAAAUAGAAAUAAUUGCAAUUACAUGUACACAUGGUAAUACUAAGGAAAAAAACGUCGAAAAAAAUGUAUUGAAAAUAUUAACUGUUGCAAAAAGGGCUGAUAUUCCUGUUUAUGGAGGUGCAGAAAGAGCACUAAUAAACCAUUAUAAGGGUAUUCCUUUUUUUGGAAAUGAUGGACUUGGUGAUUUUGAAUUUACAGAGGAAAUUAUAGCAAAAGUUGAUAAAUCUUCAUUGGCAGCUGUGGCUUUAAUUAAUUUAAUCAAAUUGCAUCCUGGAGAAGUAACUAUAAUUGCACUUGGUCCAGUGACAAAUUUAGCUCUGGCCACGAGACUUGAAUCAGCAUUCAUUGAAAAUGUGGGUGAAUUAAUCAUAAUGGGAUCAAGCGUUGCUGGCAUAGGAAAUGAAAUGCCUAACGUUGAAUUUAAUUUUGCAAUUGACCCUGAAAGCAAUUUUAUAGUCAUGAACUCAACAAAGAAACCAUGUAUUCUUUUUCCAUGGGAUACUGCUCUUAAUUCUCGGAUUGAUAAGAAAUGGAGGACAGAAGUUUUUGGCCAAUUGAAUUCAUCUUCGGUAAAAUUUUUAAAUAAAGUUGAAGCAAUUUAUAUGCCUAAAGCAAAAAGUUGGUCAUCAGUUGACACUGUAACUGUUGCAAUAGCAAUUUGGCCUAAUUUAAUUAAAAAAUCUAUUAUCACGAAUGUUACACCAGUGUUCGAUGGUGCUGCAAAGGGAUCAGUUCUUGUUGAUUAUCGAAAUUCUACGGGAAAACCGAAAAAUGCAAAAAUAAUUCAGUCUUUUGAUAUUGAAUUGUUCAAGGAAAAAUUACUUUUAUAUUUUUCUCAUUAGAAAACAUUUCAUUGUAAUAUUCAUUAAAUUAAUAUUAUAAUUAAAUCUCAAAGACUACAUUUAUAAAUAAAAUAAAUCCUAUACUUAUAUAUAUAGGAUAUUAUUUAAAAUUAAAUUUUGUCUACAAACAAUUGUUGUAAUAUAUAUUGUUUAUCUAGACAAUGGAAAUAAGUUACUCCGUAUCAAGUCUUAGGGUCCUUUGUCUGGAAGCUGUAUUUUGUUCUCUGUAAUAAUAAAAAAAAGUCUUUAAACAAACAAAAGGAGAGAAACCAAAGAAAUGUAUUUAUUUUCGUUUCAUUUUAUAAAUUCUGAAAUGCCAGAGAACGAGGUGGAGGAGAGAAAGUCGGUGAAAUGGUGGAUGGAGUUACGGGGGUGGACCCCGUUGAGAGUGGUCGAGAGGUAACAUGGGAGGAGAGGGCAUAGAAUCUAAACUGCACAAUAGCUGGUAAUAUCGAGAGUUGGCGUCGCGAGUGCGGUGCUGGCACUAUUGAAUGCAAUAAUUAUAAAUUGGUGUCUUUCAGCUGACGGCAAAUGGACGCGUAACGAAGCUUUACCGAGAAACUCCGUGUUUCUCUUCAUACUCUACCAGCAGCCAUAGUACAUCUCUCUUCCCAUAACUCUCUCUCUCUCUCUCUCUACCCCCAUUCAAAUGUUCAUUUCUCCAUCUGUGUUGUCACGAAUGAAUUUAGAGAGAUGCACUUUCACGAUAAUUUAUGAGAACAAUUUUCCACUAUAUUUUAUUUAUAU
Molecule: messenger RNA, 2015 nt
Organism: Leptopilina boulardi
Lineage: Eukaryota; Metazoa; Arthropoda; Insecta; Hymenoptera; Figitidae
Exons: 6
Coding region: 240-1268 (342 amino acids)
Molecular function (GO): hydrolase activity, hydrolyzing N-glycosyl compounds
Source: RefSeq, a predicted model, not a curated record